Messenger RNA from Ictalurus furcatus (blue catfish), 1407 nucleotides. It is a transcript of the gene scxb, whose product is annotated as scleraxis bHLH transcription factor b. NCBI's taxonomy places the organism in Eukaryota, Metazoa, Chordata, Actinopteri, Siluriformes, Ictaluridae. Gene Ontology annotation, biological process: regulation of transcription by RNA polymerase II; developmental process. Gene Ontology annotation, molecular function: protein dimerization activity; RNA polymerase II transcription regulatory region sequence-specific DNA binding; DNA-binding transcription factor activity, RNA polymerase II-specific. The transcript is spliced from 2 exons. Bases 407 to 1000 code for a protein of 197 amino acids. The record is from RefSeq and is a predicted model, not a curated record.
CUCAGCCGUAAUAACAUGUGGAACUGUUGAAGGAUGAACGCUAGUGCAACACACUAUAUACUUUUCCACUUAUUCACCCACUCAGGCUGGUGCUUGACACACUAGUUCUUUAAAGAGCAAUCUGCAGAAGGAAUAUGAAAUUAUGAUGACUGAAUCAUCAUGAAGCGACUGAGUCUAUCAUCACAGGAUUGGUUUAAGACACCGUUGGAUUUCAGCAAACAGAGUGCUGCUGUUCACUAAGUGAAGGACUUCGGUUUGUCUUGUGUUGGUGUGUUAAUGAAUAGGAUUGAGGGGCAACAAAUUGUGUUAAGGUUUUAUCCCUGUGACCGUGUGAGGACUGGUUAAAAGAGGAAGACCGCAGUCCCCCUAGGUGGAAGGCUGUGAGUGUGAGACGGAGAACGUGACGAUGUCCUUUGCCAUGGUUCACCCGUCUCCUGCUCGUUUCCUUUACUCUGAGAUUAGCACUCUCUCAGAGGAUGAUGAGAACGGCAGCGAAAGCUCAGGAUCCGAUGACAAAUCCUUUCAUCUUUCCACUCCUGGGUACAAUGCUAUCAAAGCAGACUCUCGCAAAAGGAAGUACGGCUGCAGGCCACCAGUUGGAGCCACAGAUCUUUGCUUGCCAAUUUCAGAGACACGGCAGCGUAAUGCAGCGAACGCUCGAGAGCGAGAUCGCACAAACAGCGUGAACAUGGCUUUCACAGCUCUGAGGACACUCAUACCCACUGAACCGGCUGACAGGAAACUGUCCAAGAUCGAGACGUUACGGCUGGCUUCCAGCUACAUCUCUCACCUGCAAAAUGUACUAUUAGUGGGAGAAGCAUGUGGAGAUGGGCAGCCCUGCCACAAAAGCACAGGGGCUCUAAACAACCAUCUCCAUAAGAGCAUAGAUGCGAGCCCAGACUCGGAGAACUCCCAGCCCAGACAGAUCUGCACCUUCUGCCUUAGUAACCAGAGAAGACUGAACAAAGCCAGAGAAAGAAAAACAGCUAUAAGAAGUUAAUGAAGAAGAACAAGAACAUACUGUGCAUUCACCUGAACUCUAACUGUAUGUUUUUCCUAAUGUGUUGUAAGAAUGCUACUGUAGUAUCAUACAUGAACUUUUAUUUAUCCUGUAAUUAUACAUUUCUUAAUGGACUGCAUCACCAUGGACUAAACCAAUCACUUUGCUACAGUGGCUUCAUGUGUCAGAGCUUUGAGGAUUUUACUUGCAAUCAUUAGCACACAAUGUUUGUGCUGAACAGGGCACAUUAAGACUUUAUAUACGUUUGAGAAUUGAGACGACAAAAACUACAAAUAAUUUUCAUGAUAUCAAAAGAAGAAACCAGCACUGAUUUGCUAAAUGCUAUGCUAUAUUGGACAUGAACCAGUUCACCUUUGACCUGCUCCAGCUUUAACAGCAAGAGUGGA